AUGUCACUCCGGGGAGGCGGACAGCUUACUCAACGAAAGACACAGAAAACAAGAGAACAAGAACUAGAGCGCAAAGCGAAUAGAUCCGAUGAAGAACACGAGGAGGAAGAAGACAAAUUCGACUCCAAGGAGCAGAGACUCACUUUGAUGGAAGAGGUUUUGCUUUUGGGCCUAAAAGAUAGAGAAGGGUACACAUCGUUUUGGAAUGAUUGCAUUUCAGCUGGUCUCCGAGGAUGCAUGCUCACUGAACUCGCCCUCAGGGGCAGGAUAACCUUAGAAAAACAAGUUAUGCGUCGACGAUCUCUCCUGAUGAGAAAAGUUGAGCUGAAAUCAGACGCUCCAACUGGCGAUGUCCUGUUGGACGAGGCUCUGAAUCACAUCAAGAAAACGACGCAGCCCGAGAAUGUUCAGAACUGGAUCGAACUUCUCUCCGGCGAAACGUGGAAUCCCCUGAAACUCACCUAUCAGCUCCGAAAUGUUCGAGAACGACUCGCUAAAAACUUGGUAGAAAAAGGUGUCCUAACAACAGAAAAACAAAACUUCCUUCUUUUCGACAUGACAACGCAUCCCUUGACAAACUCGUCCUCCAAAUCAAAGCUCAUUAAAAAAGUUCAAGAUUCUGUUCUUUCGAAAUGGGCUAACGAUGUCGGACGCAUGGAAAAGCGAGUCCUUGCUCUUAUCUACCUGGCACAUGCUUCUGAUGUCCUCGAAAAUGCUUUCGCUCCUCUAAGUGAUGAAGAUUACGAUGUUGCUAUGAAGAGAGUGCGAUUCUUAUUAGAUUUGGAUCCAGAAGAAGAAGCAAUGAAACCAGGCGCCAACGAAGUCCUCUGGGCGGUAGUAGCCGCUUACACGAAGUAA
This is a messenger RNA of Oikopleura dioica, 858 nucleotides long. The record is from the annotation of a GenBank genome assembly. NCBI's taxonomy places the organism in Eukaryota, Metazoa, Chordata, Appendicularia, Copelata, Oikopleuridae.